Diospyros lotus (date-plum) is the source of this 1676-nucleotide messenger RNA. RefSeq lists its product as uncharacterized. The transcript is spliced from 6 exons. Bases 71 to 1045 code for a protein of 324 amino acids. Lineage: Eukaryota; Viridiplantae; Streptophyta; Magnoliopsida; Ericales; Ebenaceae. The record is from RefSeq and is a predicted model, not a curated record. Gene Ontology annotation, molecular function: nucleic acid binding.
AAACAGACGCAUUUGACUCGUAAGAACAUCUGGCGUUCAUUCUCUCCGUCCGGUUUCGUCGAAUUUCAGAAUGGGUAUCACCGAAUUCGCAAUGGUUGAGGAGUUGGCUUUUCUUGUUAAGGACAACCUUCCUUGCAAGCACCUUGUUCUUUCUAUGGAAGAAGCCUUUAUAAAUUUCCUUCAAGAUGAUCCAAGCUUGGAUGCGGUGCUGGAGCUAGAACCAAUGAGUCCAUACAACCGCCUUCUGUUACAUCGUCUUGCAGAUAUUUUUGGGUUUUCCCAUCAUUCUGUUGGAGAAGGUGAUGAACGCCACUUACUUUUGGAGCGUUCUCCAGAGACAUCAAUACCACCCAUUCUUGUCAGUGAUCUACUGUGGCAGUAUGAUGAACUUCAUCCUCCAACAACAUCACACCAACUAUUAAGGAGAAGUAAAGCUUCCCCAGCAGCGAAGGUAGAAAAAUCUGCGGAUCAAUUUUCACUCAAGGAAAGAGAAGCGGCUUACCUGGCAGCACGUGAGCGAAUAUUUACAAGAUAUGAUGAUGAGAUAAAUGAACCUGUGAAGCCAAAACCACGAAGCAUUCCUGUGGUUGCCCGCCGUAUGAUUGCACAUGCUCUUGGGCAACGAAUUAGCCCAUCCAAUCAAGCAGUCAGACUCAAGGAUGCUAAAGAAAAUGGACAGCAAACUAAGGGGACAAACAUUCAAGGGAAGGAACAAGAGAAUACCAACUUGAGGAUAAAGCAUGGCCGGGAAAACAGUAUCUUGUCUGGCCAAACUGUGACUCUAUAUCAUAAACCCAAAGUUAGAAACUUCAAAGGUGGUGCAUCAUUGCAUGAUGAGAAGAUAAUGGCACCUAGGCAAGCUGAUAAAACCGCCAUUGAGCCCAGGCUGUCUCAACCACGAAGAAGUGAAGCAGGAGUUUACAGAGGCAAUUUGAAAGAGGAGCAUAUGGGAGCAGCAAAGAGAAUCUUUGCCCAUGCUAUGCGAUUUCAUUCUGUGAAAGAAGGAAUGCUUUCCAGACGCAAUGGAGUGAAUCAGGACAAAUAAAAUUUGAUUGGUAGAUUCUCAAUGCUGCAAAGCAGCCUCUGAAAUCACUUGCUAUCUAGAUGCGGAGCUCUCAAGCCUUUUGCUACAAGACCAACGGAUCAUCGAAAGACCAUAGAAAAUGUCUUGAGACUGUGAGGAUAUUCUCCGAUAAGACGUAACAGGAUAAAGAAUGAGGUUAACCUGGAGUUUGAUGUUGGCAGGCAUCACACUCACUCAAGAUGCCACAUGCAAACUUUUGUUUGUGACAGGAAGCUGGUGGAUGGAUGAGUGUUAAUGGACUGGAGUGGGUCGGGCGUGUGGUUGUAGAACUGGAGAUGAUAAUGGACUUCCACCCCUUUUGAAACUGCUUCAGCUAAUCAUUCAUUCAUGGCGGCAAUAUGUUUUUGCAUCUUCUAAUGUUCUCAGGCCUUGUUUCCUCAAGAUCCUGGUUUGUUGUCUUUGAUUGUGUGUUCUAGGUGAUGCGUCCAGACCUAACUUGUCCUCUUGUUCAUCUAUUAUGGUGGUUGCGUCACAUAUCUUCUUUUGGAGCGAUUGGCUAGUGUUAACCUUUGGCUGUGAGUUCAUGGGAUUGCAGUCUCUAGAACAACGUCCUUCUGGUAUUUCCCUAUAAAUCUUUUUAUGGUUUUUUCAA